Messenger RNA from Verticillium alfalfae VaMs.102, 894 nucleotides. RefSeq lists its product with no specific name. The coding region runs from base 1 to 894 and encodes 297 amino acids. Lineage: Eukaryota; Fungi; Ascomycota; Sordariomycetes; Glomerellales; Plectosphaerellaceae. The transcript is spliced from 2 exons. The record is from RefSeq and is a predicted model, not a curated record.
AUGGCAAUCCUCCCUGUCACACUAGACCAGACAAAUAACGACGGGCCCGUUGACCGCACCCUUCCCGAUUUCACAGGCCCCGAACUCAGUGAGAAGACCUUUGAGCUUCAAGCCGUCUCAGGAUCCCCGCCGCCGCCGCCGCCGUCGCAGCGACAGCAAGAGACAGCCUCCGCUCCACGUUCGGUUCCGCGCUCUGUCCCUACCGCCGGCUCCUAUCUCGUCCAGCCGCCCCCGUACUAUCCAGCAACCGGCAAGCCCGCCAAAGGCUUCCACCCACCUCCCUCAGUCCCCCAACCGAAGCCGCUCCGCCUUGUUCGCCUCUCGCGCAAACGAAAGCCGCCCGUUCUUUACGAGUCCUCAUCAAAGACCUUCAUCCAGUCUCUGACGACCCUCACCUUCUCCCAACCCAAGACCCCGCUCUCCCCUCGGCCCUCCUACCACGACGACGCAGACCGCGGCACCGUACAAGCACAUCACCCCACGCUUCGCAAACGCCCAGCACUCAACAUGGCCUCCGUCAACCCCACCAUGCCCAAGGUAUCCACCUCCUCGCCCCCCCUGCCCCCCUCCGGCCUCUUCCAAGCCGGCGCGGGCGGCGGAGGCCGUCCCGCGGCCUCCUCCAAGGCGGACCUCCUCGCUGACCUCCGCCGCCAGCUCGACGACUCAGCCUCGGACGCCGCCAGCAGCGUCGACUCGCGCGGUCGCCGCCGCCGCCGCUCGCGUAACAACAACAAGGCCCUCGCCGCCAAGGGGCAGGCCGGCCUUCAGGGCCCGGGCAUCCUGCCGCGGCUGGCCGAGACGAAGCCGGUCAGGCUGCAGCUGGGGCUGAACUUGGAUGUCGAGCUUGAGCUGAAGGCGAGGUUGCAGGGUGAUGUCAGCCUGACGCUUCUGUGA